UUCAUGGGAAACCGCCUACGGUCUUACAAGGAGUUACGAUAUGCUCUCAAUAGUUCUCUACUAGUGAGGGUUCGCGUUCCCAGUUACAGCUUUCAGAAUCCUCCAUGUGCAGAUCAGAGCAGGGGAAACAACAGAAGGACCAAUGUAAAAACCUCAUAUAAAACUGGCAGGGGUAAAGGACUGCUUUUCAUUGCGGUGCCUUGAAAUAAUCGCACCUCCGAUCUAAAAGAGGAGGGACCCUCGCAAUUCUGUUCCAACAUCCAAUAAGACUCUCUGGUUUACGUCUAUGGUUUUGAAGCAUCGCGUUCUCCGCCCAAAAGAAUUUGGGAAGCAGCCGUGACUUAGGUGAGCUUGAGGACGAGGCGGCUCGGGGGCGGGAACAUCUAACCGGACCGGGUGGCUGAAGAAGAGGGGAGCGGAAAAGGAGAGGACUAAGAACUGGACACGGGUGGUGGUGGCUUCUGUGAGUGCUCUGGGGUUCUGUGGAUUCCCCCUCCCCUCCCAAGAUGUAUAUGCUGGUUGAAAACCACUCAAAUUUUGUUCUUCAUUUGAAGAGGUCACCGAGUAUCCGGUCUUGGUCUCUCCUUGUAGGGAUCUCUUCUGUAGGCCUGGCUGCUGCUUACUAUAGUGAAGAUAGCUUGGGAUGGAAACUCUUUUAUCUUGCUGGCUGUCUCUUUGUAGCUGUGCAGAAUCUGGAGGAGUGGGAGGAGGCUAUAUUUGACAAGGAUGGAGGAAAGGUUUUCCUAAAGACAUUCAACCUUUACAAGAAGCUGCUGACCCUGUCAAGGGCAGGUCAUGAACAAGUGGUGGUUCCACUGGAUGAAAUUCGGGCUGUGAAUGUGGAAGAAGAGAAAGUACGCUAUUUGGGGAAGGGCUACCUAGUCGUCCUAAGAUUUGUCACUGGGUUUUCGCACCCUCUGACACAGAGUGCAGUGAUGGGCAGCAGAAGUGAUGUAGAGGCUGUGGCUAAGCUCAUUACUAGCUUUCUUGAGCUGAACAAGGUGCCAGUUCAUCAAUAUCUUGAGGACAGCAGUGAAACAGAUGACAAUGAUGAAGAGGAACCCAAGGACAAGUAGUUACAUGAAUAUUGAUGAACAGAAAACUAGAACUCGCUGAAUUCUGAAAAUAUGAACCUCUUAAUUUCUGUGUUACAGAUGUUCUUGAUUUUUGACCUCCCUUAUGUAUAAAUCUCCAUCUACAGUUGCAACAGUUUGGAAAGCAAAAGAGGGACUUGAAGAGAAACUCUUAUUUAUAAAGUCUUCCAUUCUUCCCAAUGCAAUUAAUAUUUUAAUGGAAUUUGCUGACAUUUGGUUUUAAAGAAACAAAUUAUGCUGUUAUUAGCCUUGAGAUGAUCACCUAGGCAAGCCAUGAGUUUGUCUGCUCUCCUUUCCCUUUGUGUGCGAGAAGAGAGCUUUUAUUUUCACUUCAGAACAAAUUUUACCAGGAAUUUUCCCUUACUACAGUUCAACAGUGCAGUUUACCUCAUAGUUAAUAAGUAAUCUUGACCCAUGGUUGUAAGUGGAAGCUUUCACUCUCCUCUUGCGUAUGAAGGAAAAGAAGGCAUGAGGAGCCCAGGACUCGCUGCAGUUUGUUCCUGAUCAUCUAAAUCACAGUUUACAAGAUCAUCUGAAUUGGACCAUUAUGCUAUCUUACGUAAAGAUAUGUCUUUAGAAAGCUCAUUUGGCUACAGACCAGUAUUACCUACAUUUUUAUAUUCAGCAGUGGUUAAAUUGAACUUUCUGUUUCUGCUGUAUAACUAAAGUUUUGAUGUGUUAACAUUUUUUACUCUUGUUCAAAGGAAAUUUCCAAUGUAAAAAUAGAUAUUCAAAUGAUUUAAAAAAGAAAAGAAAAAAGAAAUACAACUAUAGAAGAGAUUUUUGUAUGUUGGGGCUGUGGGUAUGAGUCAAACCUCUCUAAGAUUUUACUUUUUAAAAAAGGGAAGAUGGAAAAUUUCAAAAUUUCUCCCAGCUUAGCCAAUAAGUUCUAUUUUUUUCAAGUGUUAAGAUCUGUAUCAUGGCUGGGGAGUCUGUGGCCCUCUGGAUAUUGCUGGACUCCUACUCCCAUGAGCCUCAGCUACGUGGCCAUGCUGGCUGGGGCUGAUGGGAGUUAAGAGUCCAGCAACUUGCAGAGGGCUGCAGUUCCCCUAUCCCUGAUCUGUGUAAUUGGUUUUGAGUUUUUGAAAACAUAUACCUCACCUUAUAAGAGCUUUUCAGCAUCCAGAUUUACAGGUAAACUUUUGUUUUCCUAUUCAUGGUAGAUAUUUUAUAAACAGGCAUAGACAACUGUAAAUCCUUGUCAAACACAUUUAACAUCUGAUCAUGCCUACCAUUAAGUGUUUUUAAGGUGUUAAUUGUUUUUUAUAAAGUGGUAUUUCAGUCUUUUUACAGUUUUCUGUGAAGGUCCCUGCACCAUUUGGUAUUCAGCAUUAAGAUUUCUGAUCAGAUCCAUGAUUCUUGAACUUUCCCCAUUUUUAUGUUUCCUUUUAACUUUAAUACACACCCACACAUAUAUGUGUUUGUGUGUAUUUGGCUUUUUAAAAAUACUACCAACAAAGUUGGAAAAAGUUUUAAAAAAUCUUCCCGCAGGUACUUGUAGAUCUUACAUAGGUCACAAUGAAUGGGAAAAAAAUGAUUUUGAAUCGUAAGUUGACAAAGCUAGUAACUUUUAAGAUAAUGCAUGUAUUUGCAAGUGUUCUAUAAAGUUUGAGGAGAGGCUAGAUUCAAUUGUAUUGUAAUUUAUCAUUGUACUAGAUAGAAGGAAUUACAAUCCAAACCACAUUACAGUGCCUUGCAAAAGUACUCAGACCCCUGACCAAUGCUCUCAUGUUACUGAAUUACAAAUGGUUGUUCAGGUUGGUUGGAUGUUGGUGGUGGACCACAAUUUUUAAAGAGCGCCACAGAUUCUCAAUGGGAUUGAGAUCAAGACUUUGACUGGGCCACUGUAGGACAGUCAUCUUUUUGUUCUUGUGCCAUUCCAAUGUUGCUUUGGCCUUGUACCUGGGAUCAUCGUCCUCCUGAAAAGUGAAUAUCCUCCCAAGCUUCAGUUUUUUAGUAGACUGAAGCAGGUUCUCUUGCAGUAUAUCCCUGUAUUUUGCUCCAUCCCUUCUUCCUUCAAUUUAAACAAGAUGCCCAGUCCCUGCUGAUAGGAAGCAUCUCCACAGCAUGAUGCUGUCACCACCAUACUUUACUGUAGGGAUGAUGUGUCUUGAGGCAUGGACAGUGCUAGGUUUGCGGCACACAUAGCGCUUUGAGUUUUGGCCAAAACGCUCUAUCUUGGUCUCAUCUGAAAACAAAACCUUUUCCCACAUUCCUGCCAGGGCGCUCUCAUGCAUUCUGGCAAACUCCAGAUGUGCUUUCAGAUGGCACUUUUUGAGUAACGGCUUCUUUCUUGCCACCCUCCCAUACAGGCCAGUCUUAUGCAGUCUUAUGGUUGACUGGUACACCAUUACUCCACUCCCAGCCACUGAACUCUGUAGCUUCUUCAAAGUGAUUGUUGUCCCCUCUGUGGCUUCUCUCACAAGUCUCCUUGUUUGAUUGCUGAGUUUUGAGGGGUGGCCUUUUCUUGGCAGUGCCUGAGUGGUGUGAUGCAGCUUCCACUUCCUGAUUAUUGAUCCAACUGUGCUCACUGGGAUAUCCAAACACUUGGAUAUUAUUUUAUACCUUUUUCCUAAUCUAUGCACUUGUAUUACAUGAUCUCUCACUGUAGAAUGCUCUUUGGUCUUCAUUGUCCUUCAGAUCCAUAGCGUGACCAAUGAUUCUUCAACAGUGGGGUUUUUAUCCUGACAAUGUGACAGCAACUUUAAUGGUUCACAGAUGGAGGCCAAUUGUGUCCUUGAUAAGGCAAUUUCUUUCAUCUGUGUAAACUGGGAGCUUCCACAGCACAGAGGUUGAAUACUUAUGCAAGCGACAGGUUUUGGUUUUUUAUGUUUCUUACAAACAUUUCCCAACAUAAAAUCAAUGUCACCUGAGAAUAAAUGAUUUUGAGUUUCAGUGUUUCUAAAUAAAGUAUCAUACAGGACAAAAUUACACUGUACCAUUUGUAACUCAGUAAUAUGAGAGCAUUGGUCAGGGGUCUGAUUACUUUUGCAAGGUACUGUAUAAUUAGCUGAUGUUUCACUGUUAAGUGUUGUAUCCCCAAACACUGAGAUUCAUGGCCUUUGGAUGGUCAGGGUGGCCCAGGUAAUCUGGAAAUUAAUGUUGUGAUACUAGGUGGGGCCGACACUUCCACCAAAUCUUUUUUAAUAUAUGAGAAUCUGGUCCUCAUCUCCCAGCUGAAGAUUUAACUACUACUAGGUACUCUGUGCAUGUAUGCACUUCAAAAGAUGCUGCUGGAGGCACCACAAUCUGAGCCAGAACAGCUGCUAGGAAUUUUGGGAGAACUGUCCAAGGUACUUCAAGGUUUAAUAUUAAAUUAACCAAAGUGUGAGGUGCUUUCAUGAACUCUUAAUGUGAUUGUGAUCUGCACCAGGCCUUCAAGAAAGGCAGACUACAGUUCUAAUACAUGCUUACUUUUUGAGAAAAGUAAACUAGCCUAAAUCAUAAAUUGUGAUC
Rhineura floridana is the source of this 4550-nucleotide messenger RNA. Its product is annotated as cytochrome b-245 chaperone 1. The transcript has 8 exons. Bases 507 to 1076 code for a protein of 189 amino acids. The record is from RefSeq and is a predicted model, not a curated record. NCBI's taxonomy places the organism in Eukaryota, Metazoa, Chordata, Lepidosauria, Squamata, Rhineuridae.